Molecule: messenger RNA, 2779 nt
Organism: Pocillopora meandrina
Lineage: Eukaryota; Metazoa; Cnidaria; Anthozoa; Scleractinia; Pocilloporidae
Source: the annotation of a GenBank genome assembly
GUUUUUCAUCAACAGAAUUCGACAGAACAACACACCCUGCAAAAAGUAAUUUGUGUAAAUGGUAAGUUCAUCUCAACGUCUUCUGCUAGUCAAUGUACCCAAAUUCUGUCCUGUUCUUUCCUAUUUUCUCAUCAUUUGGUACAACGAAUUAAUAAUUUAAGGGGUUGGUUGAUGUGUCUCAUCUUGAAUUUUUUCCAGAAAUUUUCUUGGUCAGAUAAAAACAUGACAUCUAACAACUUUCGGUGGAUUUGUUCUGUCUUCCCCCAACUCCGCCCAACGCCUUCCUCCCCCCUAAAAAGAAAAAAUAUUCACGUUCCCAAAACAUUCUCAAUCUCACUGUCUUAUUUCAGCCCGCCUGGGACUCGCUUCGCAGUUUGCGGUAACCUCACGGGCUCAAAGCCUCUUACCUUUUAAAUAUAAUUUUUUUAAUUGAAUCAGGUCUGUUCGCUUCUGACAUUUUGAUUGUUUAUGUUUAAAACCAUUAAAUUUCUCGAUUUUAAAUAAAAACAGGGCAAAAAAUACCAGAUUUUUGACUUUUAAGGUUACCGCUCUGUCGAGAAUGUCUUUGAAUGAACGAAUGAAUGAAUAUCUUUUUUAACAUCUCAUCAGGUCGUGAAGUACCACGAGGUCCACCUGGUCCUCCUGGGGUACCCGGUGCCCAAGGUGCUCGUGGCUCACCAGGAACGUCUGGCCCUAGGGGUCCGGAGGGACCACGGGGACCUCAUGGAAAAAAUGGGAAGAGGGGAAAGAAGGGAACUAAAGGCGUCGCUGGUCGGCAAGGGAAGCGGGGCACUAGAGGACCACCAGGACCACCAGGACCACCGGGAUUAUCAAAACCACCGGUAACCCCUGGGAAAUCGUCGCAACACGUCGCAAAUGUUAGCAGUGGAGGUUCCCUAGGUAAUGACUAGAAUCUCUAUGACAAUGGAUACUUUCUCAACUUGCAAAAUAUAAGUAACAAUUGGCAAUUUCUAGACUGGAACGUGAUAUUUCAAUGUUUUCAUUGCUUCGUGUUUGGUUUGUUUGAUAUUUGGCAUAUGUUCUCUUCCUCGUCAUUUAUCAUGAUUGUGAUGUUUGUAUUCCAAGAUGCUGUCGAUUUGGCGUUAACUGUAAACUCGAUCGUGGUAAAUUACAAGCCGAGCUUAUGACAUUUAUCGACUCUGUAAGAACUGCCACAAUUGGCUGUUUAUAUUAUAUAUCAAUUAAUGCUCUCAGUCUGUCAUAUUUUUUAUAAUCGGAGACAUUACAAGGCCUGUUCAGUCUCAAAAUAACAAAAUGAAUGCCAAAAUAACAGCAAAUUUAUUUUUUGAAUUAUAAAAUUAUUGCCAUAAUCAUAGUAAAUUCAGUCUCUAAAUUACAAAAUUAAGGCUCUAAUAGUAGUAAAAUCAGUCUCUAAAUUGCAAAAUUAAUGCUAUAAUAAAUAAUAGCACAUUCAGUCUUCAAAAUGCAAAAUAAUUGCCUCAAUGGUAAUACAGAAUGAACGCAAUAAUAGUGGGAAAUUUAGUCCUAAAAUUGCAAAAUGAUUACCAUAAUGAUAGCAAAUUCAGUCUCUAAAAUGCAAAAAAAAUGCCAUAAUGAUAGCAAAUUCAGUCUCCAAAUUGCAAGAUGAAUGCUGUAACGAUAAUAAGUUCUGUUUUAAUUACAGAAUUACCAUACUUCGUCACAAAGCCUCCAUCUUCCUGGACAAUCAAGGAGAAGCAAAAUGUGAGAUUACCUUGUGAAGCGGGUGGCUUUCCCCCGCCAGUAAUUACAUGGUAUAAGAAUGGAUACCUGAUAAAAGACGCGAGAAGGCAGUUUAAGGAACGCAAUUUGGAAAUAAAGGAAAUUGUCUUCGAGGAUCGUGGAACUUACACCUGUACAGUAGAGAAUUUGUUGGGUAGAACUGAAUUAUCAAUGAAUGUCACUGUUGAAGGUAUCAAUAUUUUAAAAUUUCUUGUUUGCCCAUAAAAUAGUCGAAUACUUCCAUCAUUUUUGUCAUGAUGUGUUGUAGAUCUCAGUUUAUGAUUUCUUCCUCCUAUUCUCUUUUGUUUUGCAGUUCCAACAAGAUUUAAAGCGAAACCGGAGAAAUCUGUCACCGCUUAUAAAACAUGGGACGCUAUUAUCAAAUGUGACAUAUUUGGCUAUCCCACUCCUGUAAUCACAUGGACAAGAUCCCUCAAUCAACUUCCCCUCAACAGGCAUGUUAUAGAUUACAACCGGCUUAUAAUUAGGAACACGACAAAAGACGAUGACGGUGCUUAUGUGUGUCAAGGAACCAAUAAAUUGGGGAGUGUCAUGGCUGUUACAUGGGUCAUUGUUAAAGAUGUAGGAAAGUUGGCAGACGUUACUGAUCAGCACGACAGAAAUGACAUCUCGCGUAAAAGAAAAGAAGGACGAGGACAAAACGACGAAAAAACUAAAACUACUUCUGCCCCCGUUAUGACAAAAACGUCCUCGAUGUCGCUUAUCAAAGGUGAUAAUUUGUUUCUUAGCACUCUAACGGUUGGUAUGUUUCCUUUUAGUGAAUCCCAACAUGGUUUUCAGUCCUCCCAAUGAAACUUAUGUUCAGAAUGUUGGCGAUACAGUGAAGCUGAACUGCUCCGCUGGUGGAGCACCGUUACCUCGAGUUAAGUGGCUCAGGGAUGGAAAACGUGUUUAUUCUACAGCGGUAUUUCAUGAGCACAAUCUGAUCACGAGUGAACUUGUUAUACGUGAGUUCCAGCUAAGGGACGUUGCAAUCUAUAAGUGCAUAUUCUAUAAUGAAAAGAAUGCGACAGCAGAAGCCAGCACAAGUUUGGGU